AGAGCACUGAAGCAAAAGUGAUAAAGUAGCCAACAGUAGUUAGUUAUCCUUUUGCAAUGAAUCUGUCAAGCCUCUUCCUUCUGGCCCUUGUGGCAUCGGUCGCUGUUAGCGCCGGAUCUGCCCACAGAAUCAGCAGGCCUGAACCAGAAGCUCCCAAGGAGCCAUGCCUAGCCUCAACCACCAGGCCUCCUUGUGUGCGGACAACAACUCCGCCCCCACUCUGUGAAAAAGACACAAAGACGACUACAACGCCCACUCCAACAACAACAACCUGUUCAACAACUACUCCCACAACUACAACAACCACUUGUUCUACAACAACAACAACGACUACAACUACCACUACUACUACAACUACAACAACCACUACGACCUGUUCAACAACAACUACAACAACGACUUGUUCCACUACAACAACUACAACUACCACAACCACAACAACAACAACUACUACAACAACAACCACAACUACUACUACAACGACAACCACCACUACAACAACUACGACCUGUUCAACAACAACCACACAAACUCCGGAGAAGCCCUGUCAGCCUGAAGAGCCCAUAACCCCUACCCCAGCGACACCGGAAAGUCCUUGCCAGCCUGAUGAACCCUCAAAGCCGGAGAAACCAGUUACUCCUAUUCCGGAAAAUCCUUGCCAUCCUAAUGAGCCCCAAACUCCAGAGAAACCAGUAACCCCAGCUCCGGACAGUCCUUGUCAGCCGGAUGAAGACACUACAACAACGACAACCACUUGUUCAACAACAACGACGACUACAACAACAACAACCACAACUACCACUACUACGACAACCACCACUACAACAACUACCACUACUACUACAACGACAACCACCACUUGUUCCACCACAACAACAACCACAACUACCACUACAACAACUACCACUACUACAACAACUACAACCACCACCUGUUCCACCACAACAACAACCACAACUACUACAACCACAACUACUACAACCACAACUACUACAACCACAACUACCACCACUACUACAACGACAACCACCACUACAACAACUACGACCUGUUCAACAACAACCACUCAAACUCCGGAGAAGCCCUGUCAGCCUGAAGAGCCCAUAACCCCCACUCCUGCGACACCGGAGAGUCCUUGCCAGCCUGAUGAGCCCCCAAAGCCAGAGAAACCAGUAACUCCUAUUCCGGAGAGUCCUUGCCAGCCUGAUGAGCCCCAAACUCCAGAAAAACCUGUAACUCCUACUCCAGGGAGUCCUUGCCAGCCUGAUGAGCCCCAAACCCCGGAGAAACCAGUAACCCCAGCUCCGGACAGUCCUUGUCAGCCUGAUGAAGACACUACAACAACGACAACCACCUGUUCAACAACAACUACAACAACGACGACUACAACAACAACAACCACAACUACCACUACUACUACAACAACAACCACCACUUGUUCCACCACAACAACAACGACGACUACAACAACCACAACUACCACUACUACGACAAGCACCACAACAACAACUACAACCACCACUUGUUCCACCACAACAACAACCACAACUACUACAACCACAACUACUACAACCACAACUACUACAACCACAACUACCACCACUACUACAACGUCAACCACCACUACAACAACUACGACCUGUUCAACAACAACAACUCAAACUCCGGAGAAGCCCUGUCAGCCUGAAGAGCCCAUAACCCCCACUCCUGCGACACCGGAGAGCCCUUGCCAGCCUGAUGAGCCCCCAAAGCCGGAGAAACCAGUAACUCCUAUUCCGGAGAGUCCUUGCCAGCCUGAUGAGCCCCAAACUCCAGAAAAACCUGUAACUCCUACUCCAGGGAGUCCUUGCCAGCCUGAUGAGCCCCAAACCCCGGAGAAACCAGUAACCCCAGCUCCGGACAGUCCUUGUCAGCCUGAUGAAGACACUACAACAACGACAACCACCUGUUCAACAACAACUACAACAACGACUACAACAACAACUACAACAACAACAACGACUACAACAACAACAACUACAACAACGACUACAACAACAACGACUACAACAACAACGACGACAACCACUACAACAACCUGUUCGACAACCACAACACGAAAACCAUCAUGCAAGCCGAAGAAAACCACUCCCCCACCUUGCAAGUGCACAACAACCAAUCCACCACCUUGCAAGCGCACAACAACCACUCCAGCUCCUUGCGAUGAAACGACCACACCGGCUUGUGGAGCUGAACAACAGAAUGAUGGUAUUAUUGCUCACAUCAAGGAAAUUUUCACAGGCUCAAGCACCACCACCAACGCUCCUACUGUGAUCGGAACCAGCCCAAUGUGUCGUGGUCGCGCUGAGGGAAGCAUUGUCCAGGACCCGAACCACUGCAGGAGGUACUAUGAGUGCCGCUCCGGUCGCCGCUUGUUGCGCAAGUGUCGUGCUGGUCUCUGGUUCGAUUCGGAGGCAGGAGAGUGCCGUGCCCGCAACUUGGUGUUGAACUGCCCGGCCCAGCGUAACUGAUGCGCUGAGUUGAUUUAACUGGAUUAAGGCCAGAGCUUGCAUUGCAACUUCUAUUUUUAACCAACAGUAACCACAUAAUCAAUAAACAACUGCAUUAAAAUAUUAA
This is a messenger RNA of Drosophila kikkawai, 2616 nucleotides long. Its product is annotated as mucin-2. Gene Ontology annotation, cellular component: extracellular region. The record is from RefSeq and is a predicted model, not a curated record. Gene Ontology annotation, molecular function: chitin binding. Lineage: Eukaryota; Metazoa; Arthropoda; Insecta; Diptera; Drosophilidae.